UCGAUAUUGAAUUAGCAGUGCGCAUGCGCGUUUGCAUUCAGCAAAUGGUUCCGUACAGUUUUGUGUGGGUGUUGUUCUUGCGUUUUGAAUAAUAAUUUUAGAUUGAAAAAAAAAUGUCGACAUUAAUAAGCAGAAGAAUUUUUGCGCAUUUUUGUAAUAAUCAUUUGAAAAAGUCGUCAAUGCGUUCAAGAAUUGUUAGUUUUAGUUCUAUUAAAAAUGAAAAGUCUUCCAACCUAGAAGAAAAUGCAAAAAGUGGUAUGCCGGUUUCUGAACCAGGCAAAAUUUGUGCUGCAGUUUUGAAGAAAUUCUCUGAUCCGCUUAUUUUAGAAAAUAUUGAAUCUCCUAAAAUAUUGCAAGCAAAUGAAGUCCUUGUAAAUGUUGAUUAUUGUGCUUUCAAUGCAUCAGAUGCAUUAUUAGCAAAAAAUUUACACACAUUUAAACCAAGUUUACCUAUAGUGCUUGGUUAUGAAUUUGUUGGAAAAUUGAUUCAAGUUGGGGAGGAGGCAAAAAAACAAGGAUAUAAAAUUGGGGAUAAAGUUAUUGCUCUUAAUAAGGAGCGUUAUGGAGGUUUGGCUGAACAGUGUGUAGCAGAAAUUACUGAUAUCUGGAAAGUACCAUCUGAAAUAAAAUCUGUUGAUGUAGUGGGUUUACUCGAUGAUUAUAUUACAGCUUUAGUUGCAUUAGAAAAUAAAGUUAGCAUUCUAGAAGAAGAUAUCAUUUUUAUUAAUAUUGGUAUAAGUAGCACUGGUUUAGCUGCAGUUGAUCUUGCUACAAAUGUAUUUAAAGCUCAGGUAAUUAGUGUUUGUGCUACUGAAGAUGGAGCAGCUCUUGCUAGAGAAAAAGGUGUGUUUGCUUCUUUUAAAUAUAAAGAUCGUAAAUUAUUAAAACAAAUUGAAGAGAUAGCUGCAGAGAAAGAUAUUAAAAAAAUCUUUGAUGAUGCAGAUGGUGAAUAUUUAAAAAAAAUAUUAAGUUGUUUUACUAAUAUUUACAAAAGUGAAAUAACAAUGGAAGAUUUGUUACGUGAUGAUAAUUUUGCUGUUGUAUUACAUCAUUUUUCUCGCGAAGGAAGGAUAGUGAUUGCUGGUACAGUAGCAACUAUAAAAAAUGAUUCUGAUGCAUCAAAGAAUGGUUUUACUGUUAGUGGAUUCAAUUUAACAGAAUAUAGGAAGGAACCUGAUAUAUAUCGACAAGCCGGAGACGAUGUUUUACAAUUUAUUGAGGAAGGUUUGAUUAAUCCAACAUCCGUAUUGACUGUUGGAUUGCCAAAAGUAAAUGAUGCAUUGGAAUUUAUUCUUAAUAAUAAAUCUCCAGGAAAAGUAAUUGUUGAUAUAAAAAAUAGCUAAUAAAUUUAAAGCGAAGAAAAUGAUAUUUUAUA
Molecule: messenger RNA, 1375 nt
Organism: Apis florea (little honeybee)
Lineage: Eukaryota; Metazoa; Arthropoda; Insecta; Hymenoptera; Apidae
Product: protein Cryzl2
Cellular component (GO): mitochondrion
Molecular function (GO): oxidoreductase activity
Source: RefSeq, a predicted model, not a curated record